This is a messenger RNA of Magnolia sinica, 1653 nucleotides long. Its product is annotated as protein WVD2-like 1. Gene Ontology annotation, biological process: microtubule cytoskeleton organization. Gene Ontology annotation, molecular function: microtubule binding. The coding region runs from base 188 to 1402 and encodes 404 amino acids. The transcript is spliced from 7 exons. The record is from RefSeq and is a predicted model, not a curated record. NCBI's taxonomy places the organism in Eukaryota, Viridiplantae, Streptophyta, Magnoliopsida, Magnoliales, Magnoliaceae.
UUGACGGCGUUAAAUCCACACAGCGAUAAAUACCACAGACAUCGACGGCACGAGAGCCGCGCAAGAGGAGAAGCAGCAGCAGAAGCAGAGCGAGUGAAGAGAGAAAAGGGAAGCAAUUCUCUCGUCGUAUAAUUCCUAAAGUAAACCCUAGAUUUUUAUCAGAUCGCAAAAAAGAAGAGAAUCGGCAAUGGGGAGGGAAGUUACAGAUAUUUGUAUGGACAAGGAGCCUCAUUGUGUCGUGAUUUAUUCAAAUGGUGACACUCAUGGUCCAGUUAAUGACAUUGCUCCUGGACAUUGUGAAAUCACCGAAUCAAAUGAACAAACCAAGGGGGAUCCAUACCCUCAAAUUAUUGCAGAGAACACUGAACUAAAGGAAUACGAAGUGAAGGAAUGCACUAUUGACAACUCAGUUGAGAUUGCUGAUCUUUGUCUAGACGAGGACUGUCAAAAGGAUCCUGAUGUGCCUUGUGUUAGGAACAUAAAUACCAAGAAUGGCAUGCAGGAGGAGAAAACAGUGACAUGUGAAGCUCAGAAGCCAAGCAAUCAGAAGAAGUUAAGCUCUCCUGUGGAAUCAGCAUCGAGAUCUUCCAAUGCUGGAAAUGCACGAUCUAACUGCACCGUUCCACAGCCAUUUGCUCUGGCGACUGACAGGCGUGCUUCAGGUGGAACUCGACCUACUGGGGCUGAAGCUGGUGCAAACAAAGCUGCUAAUGCAAGUCUGCAAUCCUCUAGCUUGAAGAAGACACAGUCAAACUCACCUCUCAUGUCAAGGAAGCCACUCCAACCUGACAAUACAAAACAUCCAGAUGAAGAAGAUGCCUGCUCUAUUGCUUCUUCAACUGCAGCGUCAGUACGGACAUUGAAAAUCAGGAUGACCAUGGCAUCUGCUCCUGUUUUUAGAUGCAGUGAGCGUGCAGAGAAGCGGAAGGAGUUUUACUCAAAGUUAGAGGAGAAACACCAAGCUUUGGAGGCAGAGAAAAACCAGUGUGAAGCCAGGACCAAGGAAGAGCGGGAUGCAGCUUUAAAGCAGCUUAGGAAGAGCUUGACGUUUAAAGCAACUCCAAUGCCCAGCUUCUACCACGAGGGACCUCCUCCUAAGGUUGAACUAAAAAAGCUGCCUACUACACGUGCCAAAUCGCCAAAGCUGGGUCGGAGAAAGAGCUGCAGCGAUGCAAUUAAUCCAUCUCAAAGAGACAUGAGUGCUGUGACUUGUGCACGGGCAAACCGUCACAGCCUGGGUAAUUACAAAGAAGACAAUGGCAAAGAUCACAGCAUUGCAAGGAAUGGAAAUGGUGCUUGCAAAGAUAAAGGUGGCCUUAAACCAGUGAGGGAGAGCCCCAAAUCCGCCCCUCACAGUAAGAUGACAGGGCAGAGAAAUGUGGACAUUGCAGUGCACUCAUAACAGGAUGGCGUGCUCUUAUUUAAAUGAAAGGUUAGGUUCUUUGCUUCCCCCCUCCCCCUUUAAUUUAAUUUAAAUGUGGUGGUGUUGUGAGAUUGCUCCAUCUUCCCCUUGCAAGAACUUACUGCAGUGGUUGUUGUGUGUUACAUGAAGUGUAAAUUUUGUAAGUUAAAGUAUCUGAUGAAUUGACAUGUUAGUGAACAUUCUGUAGCUUGUUAGCUUCUUGUAAUGCUUCUGUUUGAAAUGACUAGCUC